Messenger RNA from Rhodofomes roseus, 1278 nucleotides. Its product is annotated as mannose-6-phosphate isomerase. Gene Ontology annotation, molecular function: zinc ion binding; mannose-6-phosphate isomerase activity. The record is from RefSeq and is a predicted model, not a curated record. The transcript is spliced from 4 exons. The coding region runs from base 1 to 1278 and encodes 425 amino acids. Gene Ontology annotation, biological process: GDP-mannose biosynthetic process; carbohydrate metabolic process. Lineage: Eukaryota; Fungi; Basidiomycota; Agaricomycetes; Polyporales; Fomitopsidaceae. Gene Ontology annotation, cellular component: cytosol.
AUGCCGCGAGUCUUUAAGAUUGUGCCCACGACACAGAAGUAUGACUGGGGAAAGAUCGGGCUGUCCUCCAAGGUUGCGCAGUAUGCAGCAGCAGCGAAGAUUCCUGGCUUCACGCUGGACGAGAAGGCUCCGUACGCAGAGUUGUGGAUGGGGACUCAUCCGAACGGACCCUCACUCGUAGCGGGCUCAGACACCACGCUGGCGGAGUAUCUCGCCGCCCAUCCGGAGCUCAUGGGCUCGAAAGUCGUCUCUCGCUUCCGCGAUGCAGGUGCAGAAGAAGGCAAUCUACCGUUCCUCUUCAAAGUGCUGGCGAUCGAGAAGGCGCUCAGCAUCCAAACGCACCCGGACAAGAAAACGGCGGAGGCGCUGCACAACGAGAAGCCGAACAUCUAUAAAGACGCAAACCACAAGCCUGAGAUGGCACUUGCCCUCACGCCGUUCACCGCGAUGUGUGGUUUCCUCCCGCUCUCCCAAAUCGCUGGCUACCUCGUAUCAACGCUCGAAUUAGCUGCGCUUAUACCGAAGCCAAUCACCACGCAGUUCCUCUCCGCCGCGUCGUCCGCCGACUCAAGCAGCCCCGAGGCGAAGACCGCGUUGAAGGACCUCUUUUCGGCUCUUAUGACCGCCGACGAGGCCACGUUCAAGGCGCGCCUCGCAGACCUCGUGAAGCGGUACGAAGCUGGCGGCGCGACCGAGCGCGAGGAGGGCGUGAAGGACCUCGUCCUGCGGCUGAACAGCCAGUUCCCUGGCGACAUCGGCGUGUUCUGCGCGUUCGUGCUCAACUACGUGAAGAUGCAGCCGGGCGAGGCGAUCUUCCUCGCUGCGGGCGAGCCGCACGCAUACGUGUCAGGCGACAUCAUGGAGUGCAUGGCGACGUCGGACAACGUCAUCCGCGCCGGGCUCACGCCCAAGCUGCGCGACAUCCCGAACCUGGUCUCCGGGCUCACGUAUGGCGCGGGCGAUCCCUCGAGACACAUGGUCAAACCCGCCGCCUUCGACUCCGCGGCGGCGCACACAGCGCUCUACGACCCGCCCAUCCCCGAGUUCAGUGUCCUGCAGGUGCUGGUGCCGGGCGGCCAGACGGAGGCGCACCCGCCAAUUGAGGGCCCGAGCAUCGCGAUCGUGACGGAGGGUAAGGGUGCACUGGAGUCGGCCGGGGAGAAGCUGGAGGUGGCUGAGGGCGACGUGGUGUUCAUCGGCGCUGGAACUGGCGUGAAGCUUGUUGCGGCUGAAAGGGGUCAAUUGGCCAUCUAUCGGGCGUUCGUGGAAGCUAGCUAA